Molecule: messenger RNA, 912 nt
Organism: Lathyrus oleraceus (garden pea)
Lineage: Eukaryota; Viridiplantae; Streptophyta; Magnoliopsida; Fabales; Fabaceae
Product: protein MAIN-LIKE 2
Exons: 3
Coding region: 1-912 (303 amino acids)
Biological process (GO): meristem development; meristem maintenance
Source: RefSeq, a predicted model, not a curated record
AUGGCUUUGCUCACAUAUGGAGAAGACCAUAGAGGGACACCAACUAACAUUGCUUGUUACGAAGAAAAAUCUUUCCGAACACGUUCGCAUGUGCACAUCACCCCCGACAAAAUGAUCCGACCAUACUUAUUACAAGCAGGAUUUGGUCAUGUUAUUAACAUAACAUCCUACGGUGUUGAUAGAAAAUUUAUUCUUGCCUUAUGCGAGAGGUGGAGACCCGAAACACACACGUUCCAUCUCCCAACCGGUGAAUGCACUAUCACUCUGGAGGAUGUCCAUAUGUUAUUAGGAUUACGUGUUGAUGGCUUGGCGGUAGUAGGGCAGACUAAUGUGGCCUACUCUAAGGCUCAAGAACUAUUAGGGGUAGAGUUGACAGACUCGGAUAGAAAAGGCCAAAGCAUUAAGAUGACAUGGCUUAAGGAAAACUACGACGCUCUUGAAUUAAACCAGAAUUCCAGCAUCGAAGACAAACUUAGAAAAACUAGAAUGUAUAUUUUAUUGCUUUUUGGUAGCUUGUUGUUUGCAGAUACUAACGGUAAUACUGUACAUAUUCAAUUUCUACCAUUAUUAGAGAACUUAGAUAAAAUAUGUAGGUACAGUUGGGGGGCUGCAACUUUGGCACAUCUAUACCGAAAUUUGUGUAGGUGUGCUAAAAAAAAUGUGAAUAAUUUUGCUGGCUGUGGAGUACUACUUCAGGCUUGGGGGUGGUCCAGAAUGCCAACACUGGCACCAAUAAAUCCCAACCCUUUCCAAUUUCCAUAUGCAACCAAGUGGUCUGCAUAUGGCAUGAAUUAUGAAAAGACCCCCCAUCAUUGUGCUCCUGGUUACCGGGCGUUCUUCGAUCAUUUCGAACCGACUGAUGUACUAUAUAACAAUCUCAACUACUACUUUUUAUCUUCAACACAUUCCUGA